Messenger RNA from Trichosporon asahii var. asahii CBS 2479, 1356 nucleotides. RefSeq lists its product as uncharacterized. The record is from RefSeq and is a predicted model, not a curated record. Lineage: Eukaryota; Fungi; Basidiomycota; Tremellomycetes; Trichosporonales; Trichosporonaceae. The transcript has a single exon. Bases 1 to 1356 code for a protein of 451 amino acids.
AUGACCUCCGGGGAUCGCAGUCCCUCGCCGACCUGGCAGUUCUGGCCGCCGUAUCCAAAGGGUGGCCUGCAGAGCACGGCCCGCACGCCCUCCCCGCCUCCCGCUGCCCCGAAGAGCUCGAGCCCAUGUCCCGAAUGCAAGUCGAAGAAGAAAGCUGAAGAGGACAAUGGCUUCCCCGACGGAUGGAACGGAUACGGCUGGGAGGGCGACCACGUCGGUCGCCGUCCGAAGCCGCCACCCAAGGCUGAAUCUGAGCCUGAGGAGAAGCCCGAGGAGCCCGAAGAGCCUGAGGAGAAGAAAGAGGCGGGUAUCCCCGCUUGGGCUGCCGCCGAUGCUCCGAGCCCGUGGCCAGUCCCCGGCCCAUGGAUGCAACCCGUCGCUCCGCUCCAGAUGCCCAACCCCACCGGUUUCCCAGUCGCCUACGUCCAACCCCCUCAGUGGGCGACGCCGUCUUACCCUACGCCGUCUUCGUACGCGCCGCCCCAGACUCCAGCCACGCAAGCAUACCAGCAGCCGCCUGCCAACCCGUGGUCAGAGCCUUACCAGUGGAUGAGUGACCCGCGCUUCGCCAGCGUGCUUGCGGCCACGGGCCAGCAGGCUCCACCCCCGCCUCAGGCUAUGUCGCCUCCGCCUCCUGGCUUCAUGAUGGGCCUUCAUGGAAUGAUGCCGACCAUGCCGAUCCCAGCCCCUGCGCCGAGCUACCCGCCGCACUUCUUCCAGCCCCAGGGCGGCUGCAACAACCCGAUGUGCCCGGUUCACUCGCCCAUGGCCCAGUCGACACAGCCAACUCCGCCUUGGGCAGGCUUCGGUCCCCCCGCUGGACCAAGUGGGCCGGCAGUGCCACCUGAUAUGGCAGAGCGACUGCACCACUACUUCGUCCGACCCCCCGGCCCUCCGCCCAAGGCACCCACGCCUCCGCCAGCGCCUACGCGGACUCCGUCUCCGCCUCCCUGGAUCCCGCCCUGGGUCAAGGAUCCGAACUGGAUGUGGCCGAACCGCUUCAAACCGUCGCCGCCUGCCACGCCGCCUCCGCCGCCCACGCCCCCUCCGCCUCCUACUCCCUCUCCGCCGCCUCCUCCUCCGCCACCGCCCCCGCAAGCUCAUCCCGGACACGCCUGGCUCACGCCCCACCUUCAUGACAUGUGGAUGACCCUCCCGCCCGGCGGACGGCCGUCGCGCGCCCUCAUGGGCGUUAUGGCGGAGCAGGGGCAUGUCUUCCCUCAGGGCGGUGCGGUGCACUACGAGGGAUAUGGCGGACAGGCUGCGCUCGGGAACGGCGUGCAGUGGGUGUACGCUGGUCCUCCUGCUGCGCCGAUCGACUGGACCCCGUACAAUGUACCCAUGUUCCGUCCGUAG